AAAUAAAAGCCAAGUAGAAGUUGUCAAACAGAAUAGCCUAAGGGACUUUGUUUACAACUUGGCUUAUGUUUAAAAUAUUUUGGCUCAUUGUGUAGCAGUCCAGAAUGACAGAAAAAAGCCUGAUCUUUGGUGUUUUAUUGUUCCUGAAACUACAAGUGUGCUGUUGUUUUUAUACCCAACAUACCUUACCGGAUAUUGAAAAUGCACAAUUUAUGGAAGAAUGUGUCAGAAUGCAUAAUAGAUUCCGAUCCAGUGUGGACCCACCGGCUAGCAACAUGAAACGGAUGAGCUGGGACCAUGAUCUUGCAAAGACUGCUCUUGGCUGGGCAAAGAUGUGCGAAUUUAAUCAUAAUCCUGAUCUCCAAUCACCGAGGAAGGCCCACCCAAACUUCACAGUAAUUGGAGAAAAUAUUUGGACUGGAACCAUUUGGUAUUUUAAUGUGACUUUAGCCCUCACUACUUGGUACAAUGAAGUCCAACAUUACAAUUAUGCUACUCAGAGUUGUAAACGUGUAUGUGGGCAUUAUACUCAGAUGGUUUGGGCAGAAACCUACAAAGUUGGCUGUGCUGUUCACUUUUGUCCUAUAGUACAAGACUUUGAUGGACCUAAUGCUGCACACUUCAUUUGUGACUAUGGACCCAGUGGGAAUUAUCCAACAUGGCCAUAUAAAUCAGGAGUACCAUGCAGUGAAUGUCACGGAGAACCUUGCUUACACAGACUUUGUGGUGAAGUAUGGGUGGCGCCAUAUUGUGAUAACUACUGCAUCAUCGUUCUAGUCCUGAGAACAUCUUCAUUUUUAAUAACUUUUGUAACUGUCUUUUUUCUGAAGCAACAUUAUCCCAGAAUGUAUAUGUAUAAAUAAACUGGAACAAAAAAUAAGCACUUUUGUAAGGUAUUAAACAAUGAAUUGAUAAAAAUAGUAAGACA
Messenger RNA from Protobothrops mucrosquamatus (brown spotted pit viper), 928 nucleotides. RefSeq names its product glioma pathogenesis-related protein 1. The transcript has 5 exons. The coding region runs from base 105 to 863 and encodes 252 amino acids. The record is from RefSeq and is a predicted model, not a curated record. Gene Ontology annotation, cellular component: extracellular region. Lineage: Eukaryota; Metazoa; Chordata; Lepidosauria; Squamata; Viperidae.